GAAGGGGAUGUAGGGGGCGUAAAGAUACGCCUAUGUAGCCUAUAACGUCACACGCCGCGUUGGCUACUGGCAGUGCAGGGAUAGCUUUGUGCCCCCUCUUUCCCUACCCAGUUCAUACCUAAAAAGUUGUAGGAAACUGUACGAAUUUCAGCGUACCUGAGGGAAUUAAACUAUCUAACACAAACUGGAAAGCGACCGAAUAAUUAAUGUAUGCAAGGACAGCUGCAAGUAACCAACCAAGCGAAGCAUUUAAAUGAUCGCGAUUUCAGAAGUAGAAUAGUUUGCUGAGAGGGUAACUUUACGGUCAGACCUCGUCCACUCGUACUGUUCUACUCGGUGUGUAAAGUUCUGAGGGACCGAAAAAGGCUGGUGAAAUGGCGGAAACCAAAAUAAUCUACCACAUAGACGAGGAGGAGACGCCGUAUCUGGUGAAGAUCCCUAUUCCUUCGGAAGACAUAACACUUUUGGAUUUCAAACAAGUUUUGAACAAGCCGAAUUAUAAAUUUUUCUUCAAAUCUAUGGAUCAGGAUUUCGGUGUGGUGAAGGAAGAGAUUUCGGAUGAUGCUGCCAAACUACCUUGUUUCAAUGGGAGAGUUGUGUCAUGGCUGGUAUCCUCAGACAGUCCCCUUGCGGAGCCCCCUCGUCCCCCGGUGGAGGUCUGUACGGAGCCCUCUCCCCCCCCUUCCCCCUUGCCUCCCCUACCGGUGGAGAGGACAGGGGGCAUCGGAGACUCCAGACCCCCGUCAUUCCAUCCCAAUGUGGCGGGUAGUGUUGAGAACCUGGAUGAGUGUACUGAGACAGAGUCAGUGGUGUCAUUCAGAAGGGAGAAGCCCAGACGGAGGGAAAGCAUGGAGCAGCAUGGGCCGCGGAUGAAUGGUCAGAGCCGUCGGGAGCGCCACCUGGCAGGCUACGAGAGUGCUUCCACCAUCAUGAGCAGCGAGCUGGACACCACCAGCUUCUGUGACUCGGACGAUGACACCAUGAGCAGGUUCAGCAGCACCACAGAACAGAGCACAGCCUCUAGGCUACUGAAGCGCCACCGCAGACGCCGGAAGCAGCGUCCCACCAGGCUGGAGAGGGCGUCGUCGUUCAGCAGUGUGACAGACUCCACCAUGUCCCUUAACAUCAUCACUGUUACACUCAACAUGGAUAAAUACAACUUCUUGGGCAUCAGUAUCGUGGGUCAGAGCAACGAGAGGGGUGAUGGGGGUAUCUACAUCGGCUCCAUUAUGAAAGGAGGGGCUGUGGCUGCUGAUGGGCGGAUCGAACCAGGAGACAUGCUGCUACAGGUGAACGACAUCAACUUUGAGAACAUGAGUAAUGACGAUGCUGUCCGUGUGCUGAGAGAGAUUGUACAUAAACCUGGACCUAUUAUCCUGACAGUGGCUAAAUGCUGGGACCCGUCACCCCAGGGCUACUUCACCCUCCCACGCAAUGAGCCGAUCCGGCCCAUAGACCCGGCUGUGUGGGUGAGCCAUUCUGUGGCCCUGACAGGGGCCUACCCUCCCUACCCCGGCAGCUCCUCUCUCAGCACCAUCACCUCCAACUCCUCGGUGACCGAGACAGAGCGUGAGUCCCUCUGCCUGUCUUUGGCCCACAAAGGUUUUGAUGACUUCAACCUGUCCCUCCACUCUGACAUGGCGUCGGUGGCGAAGGCCAUGGCCUCCCCAGAGUCUGGUCUGGAGGUUCGGGACAGGAUGUGGCUCAAGAUCACCAUCCCCAAUGCCUUCCUUGGUUCUGAUGUGGUGGAGUGGCUCUACCAACACAUUGAGGGCUUCCAGGACCGUCGUGAAGCCAGGAAGUAUGCCAGUAACUUGCUGAAAGCUGGCUUCAUCCGCCACACGGUCAACAAGAUCACCUUCUCAGAGCAAUGCUAUUACAUUUUCGGUGACUUCAGCGACUGUGAGAACUACAUGGCAAACCUCUCCCUGAAUGACAACGACGGUUCUAGUGGGGCCUCAGACCAGGACACCCUGGCCCCCCUGCCCCUCCCGGGGGCCACACCCUGGCCCCUGAUGCACACGUUCCCCUCCUACCAGUACACCACCAACCCCUACUCCAGCCAGCCGCCCCCCUACCACGAGCUUUCCAGCUACAGCUACGCGCCAGGCAGCACAGGGAGCCAGCAUAGUGAGGGGAGCCGGAGCAGUGGCUCCACCCGGAGCGAGGGAGAGAGACGGAGGGGAGGAAAAGGCGGAGGAGGGGUGGGCAGUACUAGCGGCCGGGAUGAGAAGUCACCGGUAGGCGGAGAUGGCAGGGACUCUCGCUCAGGAAGCGGCAGCGAAUCAGAGUAUUCUGUACGGAGCAGCCUGAGGAGGGGGGAACACGGAGGCUCGGCCACCCCCAGUGAACACAGCCACUAUAGCCACGUCAGCCAGCGCUCACACCACCGCGCACCCCCUCCACACCUUCAAUUCCCACAGGGCAUCCCCCUUUCAUACAACCCCAUGAUGCUUAUGAUGGUCCCCCAGCACCCCCAUCACCCUCACGUGCACCCACACACCCUCCAGGGCCUGGGGCAGACAGGGCCUUCGAUGCCGGGCCUGCCCCCUGGCACCACCCCUGGGGGACCUCCAGGAGCACCCCCAACCCGUGACCUGGGCUCUGUGCCCCCAGAGCUCACCGCCUCGCGCCAGUCCUUCCACCUUGCCAUGGGAAAUCCCAGUGAGUUCUUUGUGGACGUCAUGUAGGAGUGGAGACACUACAGAGGGUUGAGUCGCAAAUGGCACCUAAUUCCCUACAUAGUACACUACUUUUGACCUGAGUCCAAUGAGCCCUGGUCAAAAGUAGUGCCCUCUGGGACUGACCCAGAGGCUGUAUAUGGGGAAGUUGGUGUCCAGAAUCAGAAGGAUGCACGCUGCAGCAUAAGGCAACAUUAGAGUGGUACCAGCAACAUUCACAAGGUGCUUUGAUUCAUUUGAACUCUUGGAAAGCUUUAAGAGCCUAAACCCAGCCCAGACCAUUGUCUCUGUUUGUGAUAUCAUUGGUUAACCAAGGUUUUAUUAGGUGUCUCAUCUGACAGGAAUCAGUUACCUUUAGAUGUUUACCUAUCUCUGCCUUAUCUUACAAGCUGGUAAACAUCUAGAGGAAGCAAAGAUGAGUAAUUCCUGUCAGCUCAAGAUUCACCUAAUAAAAACCUUAAAUUGAGCUUCAUCAAGGGUAAUGGGAAUACCUACAUUUCUUUGUUGUUCAGACAGGAACAUAGGUCAUUAUUAUGUCAAUUUGUACGAUAUGAAAACAGAAUACAUUUCACUUCAUCAAGUAAUUGUACAUAAUUCAAUGUGCCACGCCAUUACGACCACUGUCACAUAGCUGUGAUCAUGUUUCUAAACAUGUCACACACAUCACUCAUAGUGAUAUGGAGCAUAGUACUACUACAGCCUACUUAGGAGGUUAAUUGCUGUGGUGUUCUUGGAAUAUGGUACUAAAACACUACCAGCUGGAGAAGAAAAGUGUUGUAUACAUGUAUCUGUUAAUUGAAAUGGAUGAAUUCAUGCAUUCACAUUUGAUCUACUGAUAACCAGCAGUAGGAAUGUUUUUUUUUUAAAUGAGAAGCGCUGUUGGGUUUGUGUUGAUAUGCACUCACACUCAGGGCCUGUAUUCACAAAGCAAGUAGGUAGGCUGAUCUAGGAUCAGGUGCCCCCGUCCAUAUAACCGUAUUCAUUAUGAUUUGACAAGACUCUGAUAUGAUUGAAUAAGGGCCCAAAUGUUGUGGAGGCCUCCUGUCCUCUGCAGUAACUGGUGAGCCCCCUGAUACAUUUGUGAUUUGCACCUUACUGGUCAGUCAGCUUGAUGCAGUGUGUGAAUUGGGCCGGGUACACACAGGUACUGGUCAGUCAGCUUGAUGCAGUGUGUGAAUUGGGCCGGGUACACACAGGUACUGGUCAGUCAGCUUGAUGCAGUGUGUGAAUUGGGCCGGGUACACACAGGUACUGGUCAGUCAGCUUGAUGCAGUGUGUGAAUUGGGCCGGGUACACACAGGUACUGGUCAGUCAGCUUGAUGCAGUGUGUGAAUUGGGCCGGGUACACACAGGUACUGGUCAGUCAGCUUGAUGCAGUGUGUGAAUUGGGCCGGGUACACACAGGUACUGAUUACUGGCCACUCUUUUAUAUUGGUUUAAAUAUAUGAUGAGUACUGGCACCCAAAAUGACUACCGUACCAGCACUUAUUUCAGUUCACUUCAAACACUGGGUGGAUGACUGGGAGAUGGAAGCUGGUACAGACCGACAGACUGAAGUAUUUGGGAUAGCAGUUGGUGAGGGUCAAAGAAUGUAGUCUGGCUAAACCAGACUGAAUGCUAUGCUCUCACCAUUGUUUGAGUGCUGCAUUCAGUCUGGUUUAACCACGCUACAAAGAAUGAAAAAGAAGCAAAUACAAAAUAGUUUAUAUAGCUCUGAUCUCACACUUCUACCCACAUUUUGUUUUUUAACUGAGUGACAUACACAUGUUUUUAUGUAUACAUUUAUAUAAUUGUAUUAAAGGUGCUUGAUGACGACUA
This is a messenger RNA of Oncorhynchus kisutch (coho salmon), 4499 nucleotides long. RefSeq names its product segment polarity protein dishevelled homolog DVL-2. Gene Ontology annotation, biological process: canonical Wnt signaling pathway; intracellular signal transduction. The transcript has 15 exons. Gene Ontology annotation, molecular function: frizzled binding. Lineage: Eukaryota; Metazoa; Chordata; Actinopteri; Salmoniformes; Salmonidae. Gene Ontology annotation, cellular component: cytosol. The record is from RefSeq and is a predicted model, not a curated record. The coding region runs from base 375 to 2690 and encodes 771 amino acids.